AUGGUUAUGCCGUUCGUCAUCUAUGCUGACUUUGAGUCGAUUAUUAAACCUUUGCACACCGUUCAACCGAAUCAUGAGAUUUGUUACACCGAGAAGAAGCAGAAACAUAUCCCGGGGAGUUUUUGUUACUUUGUUAAAUGCUCUUUCGAUGACAGACAUUCGAAACUGGUUGAAUACACAGCAAAGUCUGAGGAUGAGGAUGUUGCGCAGAUAUUUUUUGACAUGCUUCAAGAGGAGGCUAAGGCAAUAUACAAAAACCAUCCCGCAAAAGAGAUGUUCUUCACAGACCGCGAUGCUGUGAUCUUUGAAAACGCGACGUGCUGUUGGUUAUGCGAGGAGGAUUCCAAGAAGGAAGACAUGAAGGUUCGUAAUCAUUGUCAUUAUACCGGCAAAUUUCGAGGAGCUGCGCAUAACAGUUGCAACCUGAGAUUUCGACGUCUGAAAUUCACUCCUGUUGUUUUUCACAACUUGACAAACUAUGACGCGCAUCUCUUCAUUAAAAAUCUCGGCGUUUCAGAAGGUGAUAUUAAUUGCAUUCCCAACAACGAAGAAAAAUACAUCAGCUUCACUAAGAGCAUUGUGGUUGACAAGUUUUUCGACAAAAAGAAAGAAAAAGACGUUGAUGUCAAGAGAGAGUUGAGGUUCAUUGACAGCUUCAACUUCAUGGCUUCUGGUCUUGCCAAGCUUGUCAACAACCUCAUCAAAAAGGGUGACUGUUUUGUUAACACAGGAAGAUACUUCGAUGGAGAGAAGCUUGACCUGUUGAAGAGAAAGGGUGUCUAUCCUUAUGAAUGGUUGGAUUCUAUCGACAAGCUUGAUGAAACUAAGCUUCCAUCACGCAGCGCUUUCUUCUCUGUUCUCAGUGGUAGUGGUAUCUCUGAAGAAGAAUAUUGUCAUGCACAGGAAGUAUGGAAAACCUUCGGAAUGAAGACGAUGCGAGAUUAUCACAAUCUCUACAAUCGAAGUGAUGUUCUCCUUCUCUGCGACGUUUUUGAAAACUUUCGGAAGGUUUGCAAGGAGAACUACGACCUCGACCCCUGUUGGUACUACACGGCGCCUGGGUUGGCUUGGGAUGCAUGUCUCAAGAUGACUGAGGCAAAGCUUGAGUUGUUGAGCGAUGUAAAUAUGUUGCACAUGUUUGAGAAUGGUAUUCGUGGAGGUAUCUCAAUGAUUUCAACAAGACACUCGAAAGCCAACAACAAAUAUAUGGGAGAGAUGUUUGACAAGAGCGAACCUUCAAAUUUUAUCACGUAUCUUGACGCAAACAACCUUUAUGGUUGGGCGAUGAGCAAGAGUCUACCAACGCAUGGCUUUGAAUGGGUAGAUGAGAAAGACUUUGAAGAUUGGAAGAAUUUUCCCUGCAUUCUUGAGGUCGACUUGCUUCCUGUUAAGGAAGAGCUGCAUGAUUUCUUUAACGACUAUCCCCUCGCUGCUGAGAAUCUGUUGGUUGGGAAAGUAAAAAAGCUGGUCUGCACCUUGAAUGGUAAAAAGAAGUACAUCAUUCACCAUGAGGCUUUGAAGCUUUACAUGAGUCUUGGAAUUGAGAUUGGAAAGAUUCACCGCAUCAUCAGGUUUAAAGAGAGUCCUUGGAUGAAGAAGUACAUCGAUUUGAAUACAGAGUUGAGAGCUAAGGCUGACAACGAUUUCGAGAAGGACUUUUUCAAACUCAUGAACAACUCUGUAUAUGGCAAGACGAUGGAUAAUAUUCGGAAACGGGUUGAUGUGAGACUUGUCAACUCAGAAGAGAAGGCGAAGAAGUUGGUAAAUAAGGUCAACUUCAAACACUGCACCAUCUUCUCCGAGAAUCUCUGUGCAAUAGAGAUGAGGAAGACAGAGGUUUGCUUCAAUAAACCUCUCUAUCUCGGAAUGUGCAUCCUCGAUCUCAGCAAGACUCUGAUGUAUGACUUUCAUUACAACUACAUCAAAUCUAAGUAUGGAGACAGAGUACAGCUUCUCUUUACCGACACUGACAGUCUCUGUCAUGAGAUUCAGACUAAAGACUUUUACAAAGACAUAAUUGAUGAUGUGGAUUGUCUGUUUGACACGAGCAACAUUUCAAAAGAACAUUCUUCUGGGAUACCAACUGGGGUGAACAAGAAAGUUAUUGGAAAGUUCAAAGAUGAGGCGCGUGGAAAAAUCAUUGAGGAGUUUGUCGGUCUGAGGGCGAAGCUUUACAGCUACAAGAUGUUUGAUGGGGGAGAUGAGAAGAAGAAGUGUAAGGGAGUGAAGACGGGGGUGGUGGAGAGUACAAUCAGCUUUGAUGACUAUAAGAGAUGUCUGUUUGGUGGUGGAAAACAACAUCGAAAAAUGAACACGCUUCGGAGUCGAAAGCAUGAGAUGUUUAUGGAGGAGAUCAACAAAGUCGCUCUGUCCGCCGAUGAUGACAAGCGAAUCAUUCUCCCAGACAGAGUGAACACAUACGCAAUCGGACAUUUAUGA
This is a messenger RNA of Stylophora pistillata, 2439 nucleotides long. RefSeq lists its product as uncharacterized. The record is from RefSeq and is a predicted model, not a curated record. NCBI's taxonomy places the organism in Eukaryota, Metazoa, Cnidaria, Anthozoa, Scleractinia, Pocilloporidae.